Molecule: messenger RNA, 924 nt
Organism: Solanum stenotomum
Lineage: Eukaryota; Viridiplantae; Streptophyta; Magnoliopsida; Solanales; Solanaceae
Product: cytochrome P450 71A4-like
Exons: 3
Coding region: 1-924 (307 amino acids)
Molecular function (GO): monooxygenase activity; oxidoreductase activity, acting on paired donors, with incorporation or reduction of molecular oxygen; iron ion binding
Source: RefSeq, a predicted model, not a curated record
AUGGCGAAGAACAGAAACAAGAAGAGAAAUGACCUAACUUCCAUGGAUGUCUCCACUGACCAAACGGUUACGGAUGUCCAGGCCAUGGAUACUUCAGAAUCAGCAACUCCCGCAAUGGUAAUGGGAGACGGCGGCCGGCGAGGGAGUUUGCAGUGCUUCUUUAGCCCUUCAAACACACAAAAGAGGUUAUUACCACCAUCUCCAACAAAGCUUCCAAUCAUAGGUAAUCUCCAUCAACUUAGAUCUCUUCCUCACCGUUCUCUCCAUAAACUAUCCAAAAAAUAUGGUCCACUCAUGCUACUUCACUUUGGCAGUAAGCCAGUUCUUGUUGCUUCCUCUGUUGAUGCUGCUCGUGAUAUCAUGAAAACUCACAAUCUCGUUUGGUCAAAUAGGCCUAAGUCUAGCAUCGCUGAUGGACUCCUUUAUGGAUCCAAAGGCGUGGCCUUUAGUAAUUAUAGUGAAUACUGGAGACAAAUUAGAAGUGUCAUGGUGCUUCAGCUUCUCAGUAACAAAAGAGUCCAAUCUUAUCGUCAUGUGAGAGAAGAAGAAAUAUCAAACAUGAUUGAUAAAAUUAGGCAACAGUGUGAUUCAGUGAUAGACUUGAGAGAUGUUUUAAGUUGUAUGACUAAUAACAUAAUCAGCAGAGUGAAUAUAGGAAGGACAUACAAUGAAGGGGAAAGUGGAAUAGCUGUUAAGGCUCUCCUAGAAGAAAUUCUUUUACUUGCAGGUGUUUUUAACAUUGGGGAUUAUAUUCCGUGGCUUAAAUGGCUCAAUAAAAUCAAUGGUCUGGACAGCAGAGUGAAGAAAGUAGCUAAAGGUUUGGAUGCAUUUCUAGAGAGUGAAAACUCCAUUAAUGGAGGUUUAGAUCACACUGAAAUGUAUGAAAGUAUGAAGAAGAGAAGAAAGAAAAUUGUGUUACAUUGA